Messenger RNA from Trichoderma harzianum CBS 226.95, 3101 nucleotides. RefSeq lists its product as hypothetical. The transcript has 3 exons. Bases 1 to 2964 code for a protein of 987 amino acids. NCBI's taxonomy places the organism in Eukaryota, Fungi, Ascomycota, Sordariomycetes, Hypocreales, Hypocreaceae. The record is from RefSeq and is a predicted model, not a curated record.
AUGACACUCACGCAAUACAUCUUUACCGCCUUCAGCUUUCUUCGACCCUGGUCGAGCAGCGAUGAUGCCCUCGGGGCGAUCCCGCGUAUAUAUCGAUACGUUGUCGACACAUGGAUCCGGAGGCCGGUGGCUCCUUUGAUCUCGGUUACGCUUCUCGCUGCGCUCACUCUGCGCCUCGUCAGGAUGGCGUAUUUCUUGCCGCCCAAGGUGUCGGAUGCUGCUCUUGGGCAGGCUUCUUCUGGGCCUCAGGCACUUCUUCCUCCUGCUCCUAAGGAACAGCAGCGUACCAUCACAGGUGCACCACAGGAUACCCUCACAAGUGCACAGACGGAGCGUCGACGGUCUACCUCUCUUAGAGGGUGGGUGAAGAACAUGUUUCCCAGUCAGCGACCUGAACGCGGCGGCACCAGCAGAGAACAGGGAUACUGGGAGCAAAAGGAAAAGGAAGGGAAGCAACGGCCUCGACGGCGCAUGACGGAUAGCCAGUAUAGCGUUGGGGAUAUUUCGGUGGACUCGAGCCAUAUCACUCGCUGGAACGUGCCGAGGGAUAUCUCAAGAGAUCAACCCAGUGAUUUGCCUGAACAGCCACUGAGUGUUGUGCCUGUUACCUCGAAGCCCUCAUCGCCGCCCAAGGAUGUUCUGCCGGACAGAAGCUGGAGUUGGAGCCCUCAUAAUGGCUCUGAAGAGCAGAUUUCUGUGACAAAAGUAGGAGGGGUUUUGCAGAGAAACUAUGACCAAAGCAACGAUCAAAGGAGGAGCAGCUUGGGUAUACAAACAGAGACUGCAGCAGAAGGGAAACAGCCUCUCGGACAAGAUUUACUUCGACGAGCGAGAAGCAAGGCUCGGCAGCGUGAACGACGGAGCUUAAGAGAGAGUGGCGAUUAUCUCGGCGUGCAAGGCGUCAAUCCCCAUACUGGAGAGCUAGACGUUAUGAGUCCCUCUGGUAGCAGUGCUGGAAGCCCAGUAAGUCAUCACGAGACGCCACGCCGCAUCUUGAGGACAUGGCAUAAUGUCUUGAAGAGCCACAAGUCAAGAGACUCGCCCAGUAGAGACGAUGCAGGUAUUGAGCACGAGGAUCAUAGGGUUGCCAGGUCACUGAGGGGGAAGAAAAAAGUGAGAGAGCUGAACAAAGCCGUCAGAUGGAUGAGACGGGGACAGUCUUCGCUGCAGGAGCCAGACUUGAGCCCCAUUGCUCAGUCUUUGAAAAGUGUAUCUCUGAGUUCUCGGAGACCUUCUCACGUUCAACAUCUCCCCCAGGCGAUCCAGCAACCAACAGCAAUUUCCACUGGCGAACCGCCGCUGGAUAUCGAUUCCUCUCAUGCCCAUCCUCCCGAAGUCGAUGCAUCUGACAACUACAUCGCUACUUCAUCGCCACCGGAAUUUCUUGAGGGCGGAUCAGCCCUUGACGACUCUGGCUCCCAAAUGAGUUCCAGCCCAACAACUCCAUCCGAAGACAAGUCUUUUUUAGACAUGGAAGCCGAAAGGGACGUCAAGAAAUCGUGCACGGAGACGAGCAAGGCCACCCUUUCGGCAAGUCACCUUACCCAGUCGACCCCAGCUUUUGGCCGGGGAUUCGAGCGCCGGUUCAGUCUCCCAGGAAUGAUGAGCAUGGCACCAUCCAGCCUAGAUUUGCACCCGAGCAUGUUCAGAGAGCCACCUCGUUUGACCCGUCGCGAAGGAAGCCCGUUGCAGGCAAUGCCCAUGCCACGAUCUACAGAGAGUCGCAUUCGUUCAAGGGACAUGAGAAAGCGAUGGGACGACCAUCUGAGGCUAUCCCGCAUGAAAGCACAAGCAUCAGCCGGCCCGCUGCAGCGAGAGUCACUCACGAUGAGGCGUCCUGCAGGCUCCCGCCACCGGCAUCGACGGCUCACCAAGAUGGCAAUAGAACGGGACAUGCUACAAUUGAAAGAGGGGGUAGCAAAGGUGGACAAGCAGCGGCUGGAGCAACCUCAUCACUCUCACAACCAACCCGUGAUGGAACACGAGCAGACGAGCAACGUCUUGCGCGAAAUCAGGUACCAAGCCCCCGAGAUCGUGGAAUCUGCCAGCAUACCCACCAUCACCAUUACUGGCUACAACCACCAAACGUUUCACUCCGCCUUUCUCCCGGACGGGUCGAUGAACCCAGACUUUCUCCUUCCACUGAGCCCAACUCAACAAGACGAAUCGAUUUACAGUGCGCUGGCAGUGACCUCGUUCGAGAACAGCUUGGACGGGUUUCAUUCAGACCCGUCCAUGAGCUCCAAGCAGAAUCCAACCUCAUCAGCAGAGGCCGAAAUGGGAGGCGAACCACAAGCAGGCACUACAUCUCUGGGGCUGGAGGCUCACAAGAUGCAGCUGGCAGAGGGCCACUGGCAAGACAGACGUACAGCGAAGGCUACGAUGCCAGCUCCGGAAGACGACUCGUUGCGCAAAUCAACAUUUACACAGGGCCAGAUGUUGCAGGAUAUGAACCAAUGCAAGAACCCAUCAGCGGCGAAUCAAGAAAUGCAACAGUUGGUAACGGAGAAAGAGGCAAAUCCAGUAGAUCACCAAACGCAGAUACACAACCCCCCAGAGGAGCAUCGAGUCUACCAAGAGCACCAAGACGAAGACGGCACCGAAAGUCUUUUGCCAAAGGAGGCCAACACUGAUGAAGCCAAGGUUCCGAAUGCAAAGCCAGAAGGAAACGGUCAUAAUGAAUUAGAGGAUGAGGAGGGCGAAGAGCUCACUCCGUUGCAACAAUUCCUGCGAUAUCUGAAGAUUUGGAUCCGGCUAUACUGGGCGACUAUAUGGCCAAUACUCGAUCCACGAACGAUGGGAGUCGCGCAUGACGGACCAAUGCCUUGGUGGGAGGCCCUUCUGUUGAUAGCACUCACAGUACCGGCUGCGGCUCUGGUGUAUGUGGUGGUUGUCCAGGGGACGAGGAUUGUCAUGUUCAUGGCCUGGCUGCUGGAGUUUGUGGAUGAUGAAUCGGCGAUCUGAGCUUGGAGAUGGGCUUGUGUGGUCGAUAUGCUGGUUGAAAGGCAUAUGGAGGCUGUACAGAUUGCUUGGAUUCGUCUAGGGUGGUGGUUCGGGGUAGUUUCGGCCGGAGAAGCAGCGAGGGCAUUUUUCUUAGCCAU